AUGCUGGACACUUUCGAGAUCAUAACGACUUCAGGCGUGGUGCUUUGGUCCCGCACAUAUGCCCCUGUCAACCCCUCUGUGAUUAACGACUUCAUCGCCGAUACCUUUAUUGAGGAGAGACAUUCUGGCAAUGUUGUCCGAAGUGCUCAAUCCGCCUCCGCUAAUCCAGCCUACAAAACCGACCACCACACCUUCAAGUGGACCAUGGUUAAGGAGCUCGGAGUUAUCUUUGUUGUUGUAUACCGAUCCCUUCUUCACUUGAGCUGGGUUGACAAGCUUGUCGACAACAUCCAAACCAUCUUCGUCAGCCUCUACGGCGAACAGGUCAAGAAGCCGCACACAACCCUCGUCGAGUGUCACGGGUUUGACGAAUACUUUGAUCAACAACUUCGAGAACUCGACAGAUCCAGUAGUAAAGAUUACACAAAAACCACUGAAGAUGUCGACAGCUCCCCCGAUGGCAAGAGACUUUCUGCACCGGGCCUGACUUAUAGAGGCCGCACUGUUUCCAAUGGCGCCGAUAAAGACGCAGCAUCGCCCGAUUCGACACCCACCGCGUCGCGACCAACGACGCCUGCAAGUAGCAAUCUGGUCGUCGCCAAAGCUGGUCCCGUGGCUAAAAUGUCUAGGCGUGCGCGCAAGGCUAAGCACAACACUGGGCCGGUCUCGUCUGGAGACGAGUCGACUCGCUCUAAAAAGGGUCCAAGCGGCAAAAAGGGUAGAAAAUGGGAUGCCGACGGUUUCGCAGAUGAAGAUGACGACGUGCAGCUCGACUACUCUGCGCAGGGUGGCGACGGCAUCGGCAAGUCCAGUGCAGUUGAAUCGGUCGACUCUUCCACUUGGGGCACAUCCUCCAAGGGCAAGUUCGUGCUACGAGACCUGGGAGACGAGGUACAGGGCAUACUCGCCACUGCAGAGGCGGAAAAGGCCGCUGCCUCGCGUGCAGCGUCGGCCAAGUCCGGUAUUCUCGGCUCUGGCGUAAACGCAAUCAGCGGAAUUUUCCGCAACGUCGUUGGCGGCAAGACUCUGACAUCUGAUGAUCUUGCGAAGGCCAUGAAGGGCAUGGAAGAACAUCUACUACAGAAAAAUGUAGCAAGAGAAGCUGCCGUGCGACUAUGCGAAGGCAUCAAUGCCCGAAUCCAGACAGCUAUGGAGGCAUCUCUCACCAAGAUGCUUACACCGACAUCAUCUUUGGACCUUCUUCGCGAUAUUGACUCGAUAACGUCACCGCCUGUUACAUCUCUCCGCCAGCGUCGUCCCUAUGUUAUGUCGAUCGUCGGCGUCAAUGGCGUGGGUAAAUCGACCAACCUGUCCAAGAUUUGCUUUUUUCUUCUGCAAAACAAGUACAAGGUGCUUAUUGCAGCUGGUGAUACAUUUCGUUCCGGCGCCGUUGAGCAACUCGCUGUGCACGUCCGCAAUCUCAAAGAGUUGACGGUGCGGGAGGGCGGUCAGGUCGAGCUGUACCAAAAGGGCUAUGGCAAGGAUGCUGCCACGGUGGCCAAGGAUGCCGUUGCCCAUGCCGCGCAGGAGCGCUACGACGUGGUCCUUAUUGACACGGCCGGCCGCCGGCACAACGACCAGCGUCUCAUGUCGUCGCUCGAAAAGUUUGCCAAAUUUGCCCAACCCGACAAGAUCCUGAUGGUUGGCGAGGCCCUCGUAGGCACCGACUCGGUCGCUCAGGCGCGCAACUUCAACGCUGCCUUUGGCGCCGUUCGCUCUCUCGACGGCUUCAUCAUCUCCAAGUGCGACACUGUCGGUGACAUGGUCGGCACCCUCGUCAGCCUAGUACACGCAACCAACGUGCCUGUCCUCUUUGUUGGCGUCGGCCAGCACUACUCGGACCUGCGCAACUUUUCCGUGAAAUGGGCUGUUGAGAAGCUUCUCAGCACCAACUAG
Molecule: messenger RNA, 1896 nt
Organism: Beauveria bassiana ARSEF 2860
Lineage: Eukaryota; Fungi; Ascomycota; Sordariomycetes; Hypocreales; Cordycipitaceae
Product: SRP54-type protein
Exons: 3
Coding region: 1-1896 (631 amino acids)
Biological process (GO): SRP-dependent cotranslational protein targeting to membrane
Cellular component (GO): signal recognition particle receptor complex; endoplasmic reticulum membrane
Molecular function (GO): GTPase activity; GTP binding; signal recognition particle binding
Source: RefSeq, a predicted model, not a curated record